AUGCCGAUGCCGUUCGGAUACGGGCAGAUGAUGGUGCCGGGCCCGCCACCACCACCCAUCGCUGUAGCAGUGCCCGUAGGCAUCCCAAUACCAUACCCUGAGACUACUACUACUACUACCACCACAACCACCACUGUAUCCAGUGGUACCGGUGAGGGUAACCGAGGCGUUGGAAUACCCAUCGCGAUACCGGUUCCGGUGCCACAUUUUGUACAGAUAGCAAUUCCAGGAUUUCAGCCACCAAAUUGUGCGCCUAAAGGCAAUACACAAAACGGUAACAAGAACUGUCCGCCCUGUCCUCCAUGCUCGUGUAAUCCAUGUACACCUUCAUUCUUCGCCUACUGUUCGCCUUGUCACCUCCAGUGCAGAUGUAAGAACGGCCAAGAAAACCCAAAACCUCAAGAUCCAAAACCUCCUCAGCCUCUCCCGGGCCCCGCGUUUCCGAUGCCUAUACCAAUGCCUGCUCCACCACCAGUAGUUAUUGUCCCAUUCCCGCCCCAGUUUAGUAAACGGCAAGAUUCUUCCGAGUGCACUCACACCGUCAGUACGUCUGCGUCGAGUGAAGAUUCUGACUCUUGCACUGAUGAUGAGAGUCGUUACAGAAGUAAACGCAAAAGAGGUAAGAAGCGAAGAAAGCCCAAAUAUGAUAUUUAUAGACGAAAUUUUGCUGAUGUCAAGAAUAAAGAUAGACUGGUCAAACCCGUACUGACGUAUUUGUCAAGAGAUGGAGAAAUCAAAGUGAAGCGACGACUGAGCAAUGAUGAGGCGGCCGCAUUGCUCGAUGACGAUUCAUAUCAAAAUGUGCAGUUGAUAGCAGGGGAAGAUUCGAAUAACAUGCCUAGAGUAGUGGUCAGGUCUCAGUCGCAGCCCGGCACGAGGAGUAACCACCGACGGCGCCAGCUGAUGCUCCACGACGGCAGUCAGCAGCACUCGCUGGGUGACGGUAAGAAGGAGCUGGUGUUCAGGCCGCCGGAGAACAAGAAGAUAAGCAACCUAAAAAUGUGUGUGACCGUCGCAACCAUUGUUCUACUAACACUAAUGUCGGGGGUAAUGACCUUGAGUUUUGACAGUUUUCUGAAAUCGUUACCCUCGAGUAUGCCAGAUGAUCUGAAAUCAAUAAUAGUGCACUUGCGAGAGAAACAUCCGCAAGAGUUUGGUAUAACUAAAACUAAUGCCGACCAAGUAACUGAUAAGCCAUUGUAUGUUAGAGAUAAUAGCCUUAACGCAAUGCUUAUGAAGUCUGCAAACAUAAAGCCAGUGAUUCAGUACAAUGCACUUGCCGCACCAGGAGUUGAAAUUUUAAGGAGUGGAGCACCAACAACAAAAAAUGAGACAAGUACAAGUAGACCUAUACAGACUGAGACGGACAUUCAAACACCGAAAUCACCAGGACCUGAGUUUGGUGACGUACAAUAUCAAACACCAGGGAUCCCUUUGGCACAGGUACCGGCACCAGUGAUGCCAAUAGCAAUCCCUAUGUACCCCAGAAUGCCCAUCAUAGUGCCAGCGAAGACAUACUUUGAACCUGUGAAGCAUGACCACCCACCACUGUACAAGAUACGAGAGAUGAUAGAACGAGAUGAAAAAAAAUGGGCAAAGGAAAAUAAAGGAAAGGACUGCGAUAGUGUCUCCCUGGAAUUGGCUUAUAGUGAUGCUGAUAGUUCAACAAGUACGGACACUGAGUCUGAAUCUAAGAAUAUGGACGUCGGCUCUGAGUAUUAUGAUGGCUUUAUGAAGAUUACUAUCUGA
Molecule: messenger RNA, 1749 nt
Organism: Spodoptera exigua (beet armyworm)
Lineage: Eukaryota; Metazoa; Arthropoda; Insecta; Lepidoptera; Noctuidae
Source: the annotation of a GenBank genome assembly